UACAGCGGUGAUGGCUCGACUGGGGCUGGAUGGCCUGCACAGAGCGCCUGGGCUAGCUUCGACAACUUAUGGAAUGCCAAUCUUGGCGCGAUUAAUGGCGCGUGUCAGAACAAUGGAUGGGGUGUGGCAAAUAACUCUCCUACAGAGACUUCGCAAAUCCAGGCCGCUAUCCUUAGCCUUGCAUCCUCAUCCGGUGUCGAUUCGCGCUAUAUCUUGGCGACUAUAAUGCAGGAGAGCAAGGGAUGCGUGCGUGUUCCAACGACGCAAGGAUUCUGGGCAAAUCCCGGUCUGAUGCAGGAUGCCAACGGCUCACACACCUGCUGGAUAUCGCCAGGCAAUGGCAUCAACCCAUGCCCAAACAGCCAAAUUGUAGGCAUGAUCCAGGACGGCACCACAGGAACUUCUUCUGGUGAUGGCCUGAAGCAGCUUCUUGGCCGUCUGUCGACUACUGGAGCCCAGCAAGUUUACCAGGCUGCACGACUUUAUAACUCAGGCAGCAUCCCUUCCAAUGGAGACUUGAGCGGGCCUGGUGCUACUCCCUCGUACUCCUCAGACAUUGCCAACCGUUUGCUCGGCUGUGUUUUUUAA
This is a messenger RNA of Trichoderma virens Gv29-8, 588 nucleotides long. RefSeq lists its product as uncharacterized. The annotation marks the transcript as partial. The record is from RefSeq and is a predicted model, not a curated record. The transcript has a single exon. NCBI's taxonomy places the organism in Eukaryota, Fungi, Ascomycota, Sordariomycetes, Hypocreales, Hypocreaceae.